Thalassophryne amazonica is the source of this 5227-nucleotide messenger RNA. RefSeq names its product papilin-like. Gene Ontology annotation, cellular component: extracellular matrix. The record is from RefSeq and is a predicted model, not a curated record. The transcript is spliced from 28 exons. Gene Ontology annotation, biological process: extracellular matrix organization. Gene Ontology annotation, molecular function: metalloendopeptidase activity; serine-type endopeptidase inhibitor activity. The coding region runs from base 1 to 4014 and encodes 1337 amino acids. Lineage: Eukaryota; Metazoa; Chordata; Actinopteri; Batrachoidiformes; Batrachoididae.
AUGCCCUCUAGAGGUUUUCCAGGUACAUCCACCUGGGAGGAGGACCCAGGGAAGACCCAGGAGAUGCUGGAAGAUAUUUCCCAGAUGUCUUGGGAAUGUCUCUGGAUCCCCCAGGAAGAUUUACAGCAGGUUGAAGAUAGGGAAGGGUGUAAUUGGUCUGGAGGAGGAGGAGGAGGAGGAGGAGGUCUCACCGACACCGAGAGAGGAAAUAAAGAGGUCCAGCUUGAUAAAAGCCCCUCAUACGUCCAGAAUCAAGAACACUGCGUUCUUUUUAGACGCGUCUUCAAGUCCGGACACAAAACAGCUCCGCCAGAAUCCGCCGAGAACCUUCCGAGCCUCCGAGGAGCCGAAGCCCGCCAACAGGGAGUGAAGAUGCUCUUGUCUCUGACAAUCUUUCAGAUGGUCUUGGCUCCAGUGCUCAUGGGGCCAAGCAUGGACCACUGGGAUGCAUGGGAUCCUUAUGGAGAAUGUAGUCGCAGCUGUGGCAGUGGUGUAACCAUGAGAACAAGACGUUGUAUCACCCAAAGGACUGAUGGAGGACACAACUGUGUUGGACCAGAAAAAUCAUAUCGCUCGUGCAACAUUCAGGACUGUCCAGAGGGAUCCAGGGAUUUCCGUGAAGAGCAGUGCUCCCAGUUUGAUGGUACAGACUUCCAAGGGAAACGCUACAAGUGGCUGCCCUACUACAGAGCUGAGAACCCAUGCCAGCUCAACUGUAUGCCGAGAGGAGAAAAUUUUUAUUACUGCCACCGCAGCACCGUGGUUGAUGGGACACCCUGUCAUCCUGGACGGAGAGAUAUUUGUGUAAACGGAGUCUGCAAGCGUCUGGGAUGUGACAACAUGUUGGAGUCGCCUCAGCAAGAGGACGCCUGCCUACAGUGUGGAGGAAAUGGACAGUCGUGCCACCUUGUUAAGAACACCUUCGCUGCACAUAACCUGCCAAAAGGCUACAACCAGAUGUUCAUCAUUCCUGUUGGAGCCACCACCAUCAGCAUCAGAGAAACAGUGGCAACGCGCAACUACCUUGCUGUCAAGAACCUGCGUGGAGAGUACUACCUCAAUGGUCAUUGGGUGAUUGAGUUUUCCCAGGCAACCCCCAUUGCUGGGACUAUGCUGUACUACCAGAGAGGUGCUGAGGGUGAAAACAUCCCUGAAACCAUCAUUGGACGGGGCCCGACUACCGAACCCCUUGUUGUUGAGUUGAUUAGCCAGGAGCCAAACAAGGGGGUGGAGUAUGAAUUUUACCUUCCUAAUGGGCGGUCCAGAGAAGGCUACUACUGGAGUUAUGGAUCUUGGUCUGCCUGCAGCAGGGAGUGUGGCUCAGGUCAGCCUCUGAUGUGGAAUGCUUACCAGUCUCGGGUCGUCUUCUGCACCAUUGACAAUGAAUCCUAUCCAGACUAUCUCUGUGCAUCUUUGCGAAGACCACAGAGCAAUCGUACCUGCAAUCCCCACCACUGCCCUCAGACCAACAGCUGGAAAACUGGGGAGUGGAGUUCCUGCUCAGUAACCUGUGGCGGAGGGUCUCAGACACGCAGUGUGCAGUGCAUCUCCCAUGAUGCCUCGGGGCCCCGUGUGGUGGAGGAUGUCAUUUGUGCCGCCUAUGCCAAAACUCCACCCUCUUUACAGACAUGCAACAUGCAGACGUGUGCUGAAUAUCAAGUGACAGGGUGGAGUGAGUGCUCAGUCACCUGUGGCUCAGGAGAACAGACCAGAGACGUCACUUGUGUGGGUUCAGGAGGCACGAGGCUGGAGGAAACGUUCUGCAGCACUUUGCUCCGCCCACCCGCCAGCCGGCCCUGUGACAUGCACGCCUGCCUAAAGCGCAUCAGUUGGCAUGUUGGGGGGUGGGGUCUGUGCUCUCAGAACUGUGGCUCUGGUUCACGAGCACGUCAGGUGAUCUGCACAGACCAGCAGAGGAACCUGUACCCUGUGGACCAAUGUACCGCCCUCCCCAAACCCUCCACAGUGGAACGCUGCAACACCCAGCCGUGCGACAGCCCACAGGUGGUUCCAAGCGUUCAGGAUCAACGAGGACAAAGUGGUUUCCAUGUGCCCGACCAUGACACAGUCCACAGGCCAGAGAGUGCAGAUCCCACCCAGACAAACACAGAUCCUGACCCUCCCAGUUUUGUGCUUGACCUCCACUGCAGCCAGUCCCAGUACGGCUGUUGUCCAGAUGGAAGCACGGCAGCUGGGGGACCUCAGGGCCUGGGCUGUACACAAAGCUCAACUUCUUCACCUGUCCAACCAUCUUGCAUACAGACCAGCUAUGGUUGCUGCCAAGACGGUGUGACAGCUGCUCAGGGACCCGACCAAGAGGGCUGCCAGCAGUAUGUGGCCCCCUCAUCCACUGCUGCUCCUUCUCUUCCCACUGAGAAUGCGGUGCAGUGCCGUAUGACCACCUAUGGGUGCUGUUAUGACCGCACCACACCAGCAGGAGGACCCAAUGGAGAAGGUUGCCCCAACCCCCCCAACUACAUUGAGCGUUCAAUCUGCUCUUUGCCUCGUGCUGCCGGCACCUGUGCCAUCUGGACGUCUCGUUAUCAUUAUGACGUCAUCACUGCCAAGUGUGCACACUUCUGGUAUGGAGGCUGCCAUGGCAACAGCAACAACUUCAUGACCCGAGCAGAGUGCCAGAGGGCCUGCCAGGUGCCUGCCCCCGUACCGGCUGGAGAAGCACCUCCUAGAGGAGCUGCUCCUGGAAGAACCCCAUCUGUUGGAGGCACUGCAAAUGGAGGGAGGUCCAGAACGGGAGGCUCCACCUCUGCAGGGUCACCAACAGGGCGAGAUCGCAGCAUGGGGAGGAUUUUUAUUGUUCAGAGUGGCUCUGCCCACAGUGGCAGGCAGGCGACAAGUGCUGCCACGCAGGCUCACAGAGGAAGAGUCUAUCUGCAUGCACGUCGACCUUCCUCUGCCGCUGCUUCUCAGUACAGCGGUCCAGCGGCUAGUUUGACGUUGUCUGGAGUUUCCAUUGAUAAGACGGACCCGUCCACAGUGGAGGCUGUAGUUGGACAAACAGUCGUGCUGCCCUGCCGAGUCAGUCCACCUCCGUCCUCCACAGUCACAGUGGAGUGGGGACGAGAUGGCGUCGCUCUUUCCACUCACAGGCAUCACCAGCAGCCUAAUGGUUCCUUGUUCGUUGGUCCUGUCAUUAAGUCAGAUUCUGGGUGGUUUUUGUGUGUGGCCACGAAUGCACGGGAGAGAGACCACCGCUACAUUUACCUGUCUGUCUCAGAUGGAUCAUCUCCGAUGGUUCCAUCCACACCACUACCAGGAGAUAGUCCAGUGUCACGGUUCAGCAUAGAGCGAUCAGGAUCAUCUGUUGUGGAAAUGCGGUCCAGACAAACUGCCAGACUGUCUUGCACCAUCGUCCCUCACUCAGCUCUUCAGUCUGUCAAAAUAGAGUGGACGAAAAAUGGACACGCCCUUAAUGACUCCAGGAUCACCCAGCAUCUAGAUGGGACCCUGAUCAUCCGGCAACUGAGGUCAAAAGACUCUGGUGUGUACACUUGCACUGCCUCUGCUUACCAGCAGGUGGAGCAGAAGCAACUGCAACUCAAAGUCCAAGCAGACCUGAAGAUCACGACAGCACCAAAUAACAUCCAGGUGUCUGCAGGCAGCACAGCCACGCUGCCCUGUGUGGUGUCAGGAGACAAUGUCAAUGUGGGCUGGUCAAGGAAUGGGGUACUGAUCCGUGCGGAUGGGCGCAACAUCCUGGUGUUACCUGAUGGUAGUCUGAUCCUCAACAACAUAAAGCCGUCAGAUGAAGGCACCUACACCUGCAACGCGUACACUGGUAUCUACUCCGUGAGCGCCACCGCUGAAGUGACAGUUACCAAAGAAUCGCACUCAGGGGGUGACAUCCCGCCAGAAUGCAUCGACCAGCCUGAACUCGCCAACUGUGAGUUGAUCGUUUACGCCCGUCUCUGCUCCAACUUGUACUACUCCAGUUUCUGCUGCGCCAGCUGCACCAGACAUUCACAGAAGAACAACAGUCUGAGCCGACGGGGCUAAAAACAUCACGAAGGGUCAGAAAACCAAAGCACAAAUGAGGAAGUGUGUUUGACCAUUUGGACACAUCUUAGAGGAGUGCAUAUUUAAAAUCUGAACUUUCAACUUGUUUUGGUGAACUGCUGUAACUGCCAAAAGAACUCAAACCCUCUCAUCACACAACAAUGUGCAGAAUCACAAGAUAAACAAAUCAAAACCAAGAGUCUUUAAUUAUGUUAUAUUAUAGUUUUAUAAUGUGACCACUGGUCUUGUUUGUUUCCCUAUUCCUACCAGGCCCUACCAGGUGCGAGUUCUUCUGAACUUGGUAUGUGGAUGACGGUCAAUCCCAGAACUGACCUCAAAGGGUGGGUUUUGGCAAAGGGCAAGGUUACUGGGUCAAAGUUUUUUUUUGUUUUUUUUUAUUUCUCUCUGAUUUGCAUCAAAUGUGGCACACAUAUGGAGAUUGGUUCUGGAAUUGGCUAUCAAAUUCAAACUAGUCAAAGGUCAGUCAGUGGGGCCAAGGUCUUGUCUGCCUGUCUGUCCGGUGUUCUGCUCCUCCCAAGUAUUUUUUUUUAUUUUGACCAAACUUGUUAUGUCCCUCAAGGUUGACUCUGAAUUUGCCCUUAAUUCAUUUAGGUAAAGGUCAGUUAUUAUUUUCAACUUGAUUCAGGCCUAAUGUAACUCAGGUGGAUUCCAGAAUUUCCCUGUCAAGGUCAGCCAGAGGUCAGUCAUUUUGGGGAAUGUCAAGGUCACUGGGGUCAAACGUCAGAUUGUCGUAGCAGUUACUGUCUUCAUGCCCACGGGUACUAUUACACAGUCUGUGAAGCAAGUGUGUGGUUUGUUCAGGGAGUUGCACUGCUGCAUUUAACACUAAAUUUAGGAAUAUAAACUGAAUAUAUUAAAACCUAAGCACUGUACACAUAAAAUCUGAAUAUGCUGAAAUAAACUUAUCUGGUUUUCCCAUUUCUUUAAAAUAAAUUUUGCACCUUCAUGUUCUCUCUUUUCCAGAGAUAUAUUCUGGUUUUAUUUCAGGUCAAUAAAAAGGCUCUGCUGUGUAAAAACAGAUUUAUGCUGUACUCUUAAUCACUACCCUGUAUUUAAAUUAAUAUUUUGCCAUUUGCCUCACAGAGUUGUACUUACGGCUCAUUCUGCGGCAUUACAAGAAACUAUUUUUCUUCUGUUUUUAUUGUUGAUUGUUUGAAUGCCAUUCUUUGAUAAUAAAUAUAUUUUGAUAAAA